UUCUAUUGCGGUGUUUCUCACAACUAGAUAAAUAGUGGACAAUUGGGUUCGGUGGCGUCCAAGUGGACAGCUGUCAAUCUACAACCCACCGUUUCAUCAAGCCCUCGAUCACACUUGUUAUCUACCAUGGCUCACAACGCUCACUUAUCUCAGCCAGAUCCUGAGCUUGCUGCACUCCUGGCCCAUAUUCCUCAUGCACCACCCCCGAGCGACAUCACUGUUCGUCGUAACGCAUUCAACACCUUCGCUUUGCCGAAGAUACAAGCGGUUUUCAAAACGAACGCGCCAGAUGCGUCGAAGUACCGAGUAGAGGAUCACAAGGUCCCUGUUGAAGGCGCCGAGAUACUUGUUCGGGCCAUCAUACCCACCCCGAAUCCGAGCGAUGCUAACGAAUCUCAAACCUAUCCUUUAAUGGUGUGGAUGCACCCUGGAGGUUAUGUUCUUGGAUCAAUUGAGAUGGAAGACUAUCUCUUGCGUCGGAUCAGCGUCGAAUUUCAGUUGACCAUCGUGAACGUCGAGUACAGGUUGGCUCCAGAAUUCCCAUACCCUACUGGUAUGAAUGAUAGUUAUGCUGCGUUGAAAUGGGCAGCCAGCCAUACAGCUUUACUCUCUGCGUCUUUAGACAAAGGCUUCAUCAUUUCGGGCUGCUCCGCUGGAGGGAAUUUCGCUGCUUCUCUUUCGAUUCGGGCUCGGGAUGAUCCAUUCUUCGUCAAUCGACCCUUGACCGGACAAUUGCUUCAGCUUCCUCAAGUGCUGCAUCCUGAGGCGGCACCAGAACGAUUCAAGGAUGAGUUAUACUCUAGGGAACAGAAUAAGGAUGCUCCGUUGUUGACCUGGGCGGAGGUGGUGGAAUUUACCAAAAUUUACAAGGCGCCGCUGGACGAUCCUCAAUACUCAGUUCUGCUUGCCUCCGAUCAUAGGGAUUUACCCCCCGCUUAUAUUCAAGUCUGUGGUCUUGAUACCCUUCGUGACGAAGGAUUACUCUACGAAAAGAUUCUUCGUGAUGCUGGCGUGCAAACCAAACUUGACGUCUACCCCGGGUUGCCUCAUGGCGGUCACAUUUUGCUGCCCUCCGCCUCGAUUUCUGUCAAGGUGAACAAGGACUUCGAGAAAGGCUUGAGAUGGUUGUUGCAUCGACAAGAGUCAUCUGCAUAAAUUUGUAGGUAUCGAUAACAGUAGCACACUUUGUAAGCUCGAACGCCACUUUGAAUAAGUUGUUUCUGUUCUUUUGGACUUGACCGCGCGACUUAUUCCGGAUACAUAUUGUAUUUUCAGCAUACCAUCUUUCUCGGUUCCGCACCCAUUGACUGGCGCUUCGAUCUUCAAACAUGCCUCCGAGUCACUUCAAUCCUUCUGGUUGGUAAUAUUGACUUCUUUCUCUCAUAGGGAAUGCAGAUAUCUCCAUGGGGAAUUGAGCUUUCUAAGCAAUUUCAAGAAUUCUCGGUGCCGCGAAGUCCUGACUGUAAGAAACGGCUAUAUAUAUA
Somion occarium is the source of this 1484-nucleotide messenger RNA. The record is from the annotation of a GenBank genome assembly. Lineage: Eukaryota; Fungi; Basidiomycota; Agaricomycetes; Polyporales; Cerrenaceae.